CGCUGAUCGGCCGCUGCUGCCUAUUGUUGUUGUUGUGAUCAAACUCCGGCUUUUAUCCCGCUUCUCUCCCGCCUGCCGCCUCGCUUCGCCUCCACGCACCGGGGAAGUGAAGCCACUCGUGUUGUUGUGGACGCGUCCUCCCGCCAGCGAGUCAAGUGGGAACUCUUCACCGGCCGUUAACCCCGCGUGGAUGUUGCUGAUGCUCCGGCGGAGAGGCGGCCAGUCUGCGGAUGUGUGCUGACGGCCCGGCGGAGUGAACUCCCGCCACCACCACCCGCCACCUCGUUUCAUUCUACUUCGGAAUACACCGACUCGAAGCCCCGGGGGCGGCGGAGGGCUUCUCUCCUCACCUGGCCCGUGCCGCUGAAGCGGGACAGAGACGCUCGUUGGACGCGGCUGAGCUUCUUUUAACUGCCUCCGGCUAAUGAGCCGUUUCCAGUGUUUUUCCGGUUGAUUUGCGGCCGGUGGAGCGGAGGACGGACCGAGGAGGUGGAUUCACAUUAAACGCUCCGGAGCCGGAGGAGGGGGAGCUCGCUUUUAUUUGAAAUCAUCUACACUUGCUCCCAACUACGGCGGAUGGAUCCUUGUCCGUGAUUGGGAGCUACCCCCCACCCCCUCUUCCCUCCCCACACACACACAUCCCCCCCGGACCCUGCUUGAUUCCCCCAGCAUCGUGGUGUAGUUAAGAAGGAAGCGGUUGUAUCCUCCCGGAGAUAACCAUGUUUCCCCAGGGGCGGCACCCGACGCCCCACCAGGCUCCAGGCCAGCCCUUCAAGUUCACCAUCCCAGAGUCACUGGACCGCAUCAAGGAGGAGUUCCAGUUCCUUCAGGCACAGUACCACAGUCUCAAGCUGGAGUGUGAGAAGCUGGCCAGUGAGAAGACGGAGAUGCAGAGACAUUAUGUCAUGUACUAUGAGAUGUCCUAUGGCCUCAACAUCGAAAUGCACAAGCAGACUGAGAUUGCCAAGAGACUAAACACCAUCUGUGCACAAGUCAUUCCCUUCCUCUCACAGGAGCAUCAGCAGCAGGUCGUCCAGGCUGUAGAGCGAGCAAAACAGGUGACUAUGGCAGAGCUCAAUGCUGUCAUCGGGGUACGUGGACUGCCAGGUCUUCCACCUACACAGCAUCUAUCUCAUAACCAUGGUGGCGCCCCUGUGCCCAUGGCCCCUCACCCGGCCGGCCUCCACCCCUCUCAGCUGGGUGGCUCGGCUGGCCUCCUGGCUCUGUCAGGAGCACUUGGUGGUCUUCCUCCACAUCUGGCUGGAAAAGACAAUGAUAAAAAGCCUCACAUGGCUGGACCAGAUUCCCACCCCGGAGGACCUGAGCACCUGAGAGAGAGAGAGCCUGGAACUAGUAACUCGCUGCUGCCAGAAAGUCUCCGGAACUCAGAUAAGCGACGCAACGGACCCGAUUUUUCAAACGACACCAAGAAACGCAAGGUGGAAGACAAGGACUCCAGCCACUAUGAUAGCGAUGGUGACAAAAGUGAUGAUAACUUAGUGGUGGAUGUUUCAAAUGAGGAUCCAGCCUCCCCCCGCGGCACUCCUCUCCCCUCACCCCGAGAGAACGGCGUGGAUAAGGCACGUCUUCUCAAGAAAGACCCCUGUAGUCCGGCCUCUUCUGCUUCAUCAGCAAGCUCCUCCUCCCUCAAGUCCAAAGAGAUGGCAAUGCGAGAUAAAGCAGGCACACCUGGGCUAAAGUCAAGCACACCCACGCCCAGAAGUGACUCCACUCCUGGUCCGAGCACCACACCCGGAAUCAGGCCCAGUCUGUCCAAACCCCCGUCCAUGGAGAUACCACAUCCACCCCCUUCAGGUUUGCGGACACCCCUCGCUGUACCAGGCCCCUACCCGGGUGCUUUCGGUAUGUUGCCCCAUGCAGCAGGGAUGAAUGGGGACCUGGCAGGGGCUGCCGCCUAUGCUGCUGGCCUGCACAACAUGUCACCUCAGAUGAGCGCUGCCGCCGCCGCCGCUGUGGCUGCAUAUGGCCGUUCACCCAUGGUUGGGUUUGAUCCUCAUUCUCACAUGAGAAUCCCUCCCAGUCUGACCGGAAUCCCUGGCGGCAAACCUGCCUACUCUUUUCACGUGGCCGCUGAUGGACAGAUGCAGCCAGUGCCAUUCCCCCCGGAUGCUUUGGUCGGCCCGGGAAUCCCUCGCCACGCCCGUCAAAUCAACACACUGAACCACGGAGAGGUGGUGUGCGCUGUCACCAUCAGUAAUCCCACAAGACACGUAUACACAGGAGGGAAGGGUUGUGUCAAGGUCUGGGACAUUAGUCACCCAGGGAACAAGAGCCCUGUGUCACAGCUCGACUGUCUGAACCGAGACAACUACAUCCGCUCCUGUCGCCUGCUCCCCGAUGGGCGAACGCUGAUAGUGGGUGGUGAGGCGAGCACUUUGUCAAUCUGGGAUCUGGCCACACCCACGCCCAGGAUCAAGGCAGAGUUAACGUCAUCAGCACCGGCGUGCUACGCUCUGGCCAUCAGUCCGGACUCUAAGGUCUGCUUCUCCUGCUGCAGUGAUGGCAACAUCGCAGUCUGGGAUUUACACAAUCAGACUCUUGUUAGGCAGUUCCAGGGCCACACAGAUGGAGCCAGCUGUAUUGACAUCUCCAAUGAUGGCACCAAGCUGUGGACCGGAGGCCUCGAUAACACAGUUCGCUCCUGGGAUCUGAGAGAGGGGCGGCAGCUGCAGCAGCACGACUUCACAUCACAGAUCUUCUCUCUCGGCUACUGUCCGACGGGAGAGUGGCUCGCUGUGGGAAUGGAGAGCAGCAAUGUCGAGGUCCUUCAUGUCACCAAACCUGACAAAUACCAGCUUCAUCUACACGAGAGCUGUGUGCUUUCUCUGCAGUUUGCCUACUGUGGUAAAUGGUUUGUGAGCACAGGGAAGGAUAACUUACUGAAUGCAUGGAGAACACCCUAUGGAGCCAGCAUAUUCCAGUCUAAAGAAUCCUCCUCAGUGCUGAGCUGUGACAUAUCUGUGGACGACAAGUACAUUGUCACCGGUUCAGGGGACAAGAAGGCCACUGUUUACGAGGUCAUCUACUAAAAAUCUGAAAGGAAAUCAAUGACAUCUGCUCAUUUCCCACACACACUGAUUUGUUUCUAGAAAUGUUCACAUGGAGCCAGAAAUCGAAGACAACGGUGAUGAUCACGUUCCGUUUUUUUCUGUUACAUCUGCCGAAGACACAAGGAAAGGAGAGAACACGCACGUGUGUGUGCCAGUAAACAUGACUCUAAAUCAGCUGGGAGCUUUACACUGGAGAAGAUUGAUGUUAAUGGAUAGAGAGGAACUGUUUGGAUGUUCUUGCCUCUGCUGCUUUAUGCUGUGGACUGCACUGGUAUCAGAUACAGGGACCAAGAGAUGAGUGGACUGAAGUGCAUCGGUUGGACUGGGACCAGCUCUUCUGGAAAAUACUGUACUGAACAUCAGAUACUAAGACACUUGAUUCAGUGCGACGACCAGGGGCGGAGACCCCGGAAGAAAAACUCUAGCGGGUUGAAUAUGAGAACAAACGGCAGAAAGACGAAGCAGGAUGUGGACAUAACUCUUGAGAGACAAGGGAGGAGAAGCAACAGCAGAAUAACAUUUUAUAGACGGAGAAUGCAGAACAUGUUUUUGUCUGUUCUUGACAGAUAUCAUUCAGAACCUGUUUGUCUCUCAGCUUUGACUCUUUGCCCUUAAAAACGUCAGCUCGCUGUUCUGAAACGCCUACACUGUCUGAAGAGUACCUUUUUUUCAGUCUUAACACUAAGUCCAAACCUCACUAACUGCACUGUAGCUGUAACUGUCCACCCACACACUCGGUAUGAACUGUACUUAGGAAAUACUCCGACAGAACCUAAACAUACGGAAGGCCUUGUUGACUUGUCCAUCCUCAUCAUGCUAUUUCACACACCAGGGACUGUACAUCCUUCUAAUGCAAUCCAGGAGAAUUUAAGAUCCUUUUUAAAACAGAAUAAAUAUUUACCAAACCAAAAAAAUCUUCUAAAACAGGACAAAAUACUGUAAAUGUUGUUCUGAAAAAGCCCACUUGUUUUCCUCUUUAUUUUCUCGUCCUUUCUUUAUGACUCUAAUUAAAGAGCCUGACACUGUGGUUCGGUGGUUAGCACUGUCGCCUCACAGCAAGAAAGACCCAGGUUUAAUUCCCAGCUUGUGAGUACAUAUAAGGAAACUGCAAAAUGAGCCUUCGUCUGUUUUAAUGUCUUGGCCCCUCCUCCUUGUUGUUGAACAGCUCUUUCAUCGACUAAUCAAUCAAUAUUUCGGAGGCUCCUUAUUGAUUAUUGAUAAGCUGGAGAUUGCUUCAGAUUUACAUAUUGAUUUUCUUUGUUGCAGUGUAAACACAACCCUGCUGUUCAUUUGAGUGCAGUUUCAUUUGCCUCUGCUCUCUUUUACAAUAAGAUCACUGGUUGAGGUCAUGAUAAUUAGGAUGGUGAUCUCAAAUAGACGAUUUCCCCACUAUAUUUAAGAAUUAAAAACAACCCUUUAGAAAAUGUCUUACUGUUGUAAAUUCACCCUGACCCUGCCUUUGUCACUAUGAAACACGUGAUGUCUUACUGUGUGGAAGGUUAAUCAUGCUAUGUGAACCGGGACCAACUCAAUGUGAUUUCACUUUGUUUAGUGGAAAUCCUAUGUGAAGAAGUAAAGAAUCCUCUGGUAUACGCAUUAUUGAAACUGGCUUAAUUGUAUUAAAGAGUAAAAAAGUUUGUUUUCUCUCUACAGAGAAGUUUGUGGGAUUUGCAAACAGGAUUAAAUAAAUUUGUCGGGAUCAUUAAAUCGAGGAGGGUUGCACAGGUUGUUUUUCAGCUUCAGGAAGGAACCAAUCUCAGCCAUUUUAAUCUCAUUAUUUCAUGAUUGUUUUUCUAUUUCUGUCUGUUUAAUGUUUGUAAAAAUGUAUAUACGUUUUUUUUUCCUACAGGACAUGCUUUAGGAAUAACAAUCUUUUUUUGUACGUCUUUUACAUGGAGAAGAAACAUCUAAUCAGGAGAAAUACUAAACGGUCUUAAUGCUAGCUAAUCUAUAAUGAUUGAAAUGUCUAGACAAUAAAUGUUUUGAUUUGUAA
Molecule: messenger RNA, 5064 nt
Organism: Platichthys flesus (European flounder)
Lineage: Eukaryota; Metazoa; Chordata; Actinopteri; Pleuronectiformes; Pleuronectidae
Product: transducin-like enhancer protein 1
Exons: 20
Coding region: 720-3050 (776 amino acids)
Biological process (GO): negative regulation of canonical Wnt signaling pathway; regulation of DNA-templated transcription
Cellular component (GO): nucleus; transcription regulator complex
Molecular function (GO): protein binding; transcription corepressor activity
Source: RefSeq, a predicted model, not a curated record